Coffea arabica (coffee) is the source of this 1654-nucleotide messenger RNA. The record is from RefSeq and is a predicted model, not a curated record. NCBI's taxonomy places the organism in Eukaryota, Viridiplantae, Streptophyta, Magnoliopsida, Gentianales, Rubiaceae.
AAAUACAAAGCACAAUAGCAGUAGAUUGACACCCCAAACGACAUCGGACAACAUAUAGAAAAUAAUAAGAAGGGAGCCCAAUUUUCGUUCCCUCUUUCAUAACCGGAGUGGGAGUCACCAGUUUUCCAGGAACAAGAAUUAGGGUUUUUAUUUCUGUAACAGAGAACAGCUGAAAACGACGAAGUAUCUGCUAACUCAAUACCCUAACUCACCACCCUCAACUUCUUCACUCCAAUCGGGAAGCCUUUGACGGAAGCACCGUUUCUUCUGCAUCAGUAGCGGAGCGAACCACUUCGGAAUCUGAGGUUAAAUAUCAGGUUGUAAUGGUCUUCUUACAUAUUUGAUGCUGAUUGAUGGAUCCUGAUAGCAAGAAGUUUGGAAGAGGACCUAGAGAACUUACAGGUGCUGUGGAUCUUAUAAGCCACUACAAACUGUUGCCUCACCACGAAUUCUUCUGUAAGAAGUCACUACCCUUGUCUAUCUCCGAUACACACUAUCUUCAUAAUGUGGUGGGAGACACAGAAAUUAGGAAAGGUGAAGGUAUGCAAUUGGAUCAGCUCAUUAAGGACACUUCCUUUUCAAGAGAGACAAAUGCACGCAUACAGCCAUUUGACCUAGAUGUUCUGAGAGAAGCCUUCCAAUUAAGGGAGACUGCACCAGUUGAUCUGCCUCCUUCUGAGAAGGGUAUUCCUACCAUAGCUGCAAAAUCAAAAAGCGAGUCUAAAGACAAGGAAAAGAAGCAUAAAAAGCACAAGGACAAGGACAAGGACAAGGAUAAAGAACACAAGAAGCACAAACAUCGUCAUAAAGAUCGGAGUAAAGAUAAAGACAAGGAGAAAAAGAAAGAUAGAAGUGGCCAUCAUGAUUCUGGUGCUGAGCACUCAAAGAAACAUCAUGAAAAGUUUCAGAAAAGGAAGCAUGAUGGGGAUGAAGAUCUCAGUGAUGUUCACAAGCACAAGAAAAGUAAGCAUAAGAGCUCAAAGAUUGAUGAGAUGGGUGCGAUAAAGGUAGCAGGCUAAUUAAAGGCAGACAGUUCUUUGUAAUUUUUUAGUCCUCUGAUGUUGCAGUUGAGAAUUUGGAGGAGUCCUUUACUUACUAUUGUUCAAGUCCAUAUAUCUGAGAAGUCUCUGGAUUAACCAAAAGAGUGCCCAGAAGGUGAAUUCACCUGUUGACGUAAAUUUUUUUGAAGGGUUCAAAAUGCUGGAAAUCAUCAGUGUAUAUUCGUAUAUUGACAGUGAUGUUGAAUGUUUUGAGUCUGUCUUACUUAAUGUGCAUCUAGAUGUGUCAGGUGGUGUAUACUUUAUUUCCUUUGUUGCCCUGGUGUUUUGUUUCCUUCAAAGAGUCCGAUCAAGUUUUACAAGUAGUCAUAGCCAAGUUGCAGUUCUCGGUAGUAAAGAAUGAAUAGGCUGAGAUAGGUGAAUGUGUAUUCUAAUUUCAUUCCCAUUUUGUUCAGAGAGGAGGGCGGACAUCUUUUAUUCUGUGUAGGAGAACUUGUCUCUUUCAAAGGAAUUAAUUUUCUGUAUAAUGGAAUAAUUGAUGGCUUAUUCAUCAGGGCUAGACAUUUCAUUGUAAAUAUCAGAAUAUAGCUUGAAUUGAUACUAUUUUGAGUCAUUAUAUCUAAUAUUCUUUGGAGGUAGCAAUAUGUUACUUAUUU